UAAAGUAAAAAAAAGUGAUGAUUCUUCAGAUAUAUAUAUAAACAAUAAUAAGAUGUUACAAAGUGUAUAUGAUUCGAUGAAGAAUAGUGACAUGUGUGAUAUAUAUUUUAAUAAAGAGAGUAUUUUAUUAGAAUAUAAAUAUAUAUAUAAAAAGAUAAAUGUGGAGACAAUGAGAAAUACGAAAUUUUUAGAUAUAAUAAAAGAAUUAAUUUAUUAUAAAAUAAUAUUAGAAAUGUAUAAGUUGAAAGAAAAACGUGCUGAAUAUAAUAAAGAAAUAAUAUGUGAUGAGGACCUUCUAAUGCACUCCAUAGGAUACAACAACAAUAAUAAUAAUAAUAAUAAUAAUAAUAAUAUUAACAGUUUUUAUAAUUUAAAUUAUGAUCACCAUGUUGAUAAUUCAGAACAUGAAAUGAAUUAUUUGAAUAAGAUAAAUGAAGUUAUAUAUUUUUUUAUACCUUUCAAUAUAACAGAUUUUUUGUUAAAAAAAAUAACCAAGAGAGAUAAAAAUAUUUUAUGUAAUUAUUUUAUUAUUUCAUAUCUUUAUUAUAUAUUAGAAGUAUUUAAAUGUAUAUGUAAAUUUGUGAUGUUUGUAGAUAUGUUUAUAUCAGUUCCAGAUGGAAUAAAUAAAAAGAUAUUAUUGAAGAGUAUCAAAUUUGAUAUAAAAAAUAAUUUUUAUAAUAUAAUUUAUAAGUAUUAUAUUUUUGACAUAUCUUAUAUAAAUAUGUAUAUAUCUAAAGAUAAUAUGAAUGAUAUAUGUUUAAAUAAAAAAAGCAGUGUAUAUGAAGAUAAUACUUAUAAGGGUAUAUAUAACAAGGUGAUGAAAAAGGAUGAUAGUGGUAAUAAUUUAUAUUGUGAUAAUAUUAAUGAUGAUGAUGAUGAUUACAUAUUAAAUAUUAAUAUGAAUGAUGAUAUAAUAAAUUAUAGUAUACACAAGAGUGAAGAAGACAACGAGGUUUUAAAUAGUUUAUAUAUUUUUUUAAAUGAUAUGAUAGUUGAUAAGAAUAAUAUAUUUAUUUUACAUUUUAAAGUUUUAACAAAUUUUAUUAAUUUAUUUAAAGAAUGUGAUGUGAAAAAGAAAUUAUUAUAUGAAUUAUAUAAUAAAAAGAAGAUUAUUGAGAUUAAUAAUUUUAAGAUUUUCUAUAAUAUAAAUGAAAAUGUAUAUAAAAUAUUUUUGAAUAGUUUUAUAGACAAAUAUUAUGUAACUGUUGAAAAUUAUAAUUUCUUCGAUAAUCUUUUUUAUCUUUUUAUAUAUUAUAAGAGAAAUAUAAUUAUAUAUAAUGAAAUAAAUAAUAAAGAAAAAUGUAUGAAAAAAAUUUUGGAGAAUGAAAAAUAUUAUAAGAAUAUAGAAUUAUUAAUAUAUAGAUUUUUAAGUAAAACAGAUUUUUUUGAUUCAUCAUCAUUAGAUGAAUUACUAUUAUUUUUUUAUCUUUUAAGAAAUAUAAAUAAUUUCAGACAUUUUGUUUUUGUGUUGUCUUUAUUUUGUAGAUUCUUUUAUUUAUAUAAAACCAAGUUAAAAUAUGUAGAUAUGUUUAAUAAUAUUUCAUGGGGCAAAAAAAUAAAACACAAUAAAAAAAAAAGCAUCCAACGUUCACAAAUGUUAUAUAAUCAAGAUGGUUCUAUCUUUUUUAAGAUGAUUAUUUGUUUUUUCUGUGCAUACAAUUAUGAUGGAUUCUUAAGUGGCGUUCCAAUAUUAAAGAUAAUGAAGGACGAAAAAGAGGACCCCUCCCUUAAAAAAAAAAAAAAGUCAACUAACAUGAAAAAUUAUGAAAAUGUUCAAAAUUUUCAAAAUGGUGAAAAUAUUCAAAAUAAGAAACAUAUUAAUUUACCUCACGAUCUUCAUAGUAGUAGUCAUAUUUGGUCCUACCAAAUUAAUGAUGUUAUAUAUGUUUAUUCAUACUACUUGAAUUAUAUCAAAUAUGUUUUGUUAUAUAAUCCAUAUAUAUAUAUGAACAUAAAAAAUAAAUUUAAAAAAAAAAAAAGUCUAGAAGAACUGUUCUACAUGUUCACAAAAAAGAAAGAAAUCUCCUUUUUUCAACAGAGUAAAGAGAAUAUAUAUCUAUGUAGUGGUAAUAAUAAUAUAAAAGAUAAUAAUUUAAAUCAUGAUGAGAACGAACAAAAUAAAGAUGACACAAACAACAAUAUUUAUAUUACAACAUAUGAAGAAGGAAAUAAAAUAAUAGAUGUAUGUUUUAAUAAUUUUAGAUUGUUUCAAGAAAGUAUAAAAAUAUUUUUAAAAGAAAUAAAAAAUUUAAAAAAAAAAAAAAAAAAAGGAAACAUAAAUAUAACAAAUAAUACUUCUAAUUAUAAAAUGGAUAUAGAAGAAAUAUAUAAAAAUGACCAAGGACAAACAUUUUGUUUUAAUUUUUUUUUUUUAAAAAGUGAUAAUAAUUUUGAAAAAAUUGAAAAAGAAAAAAAAUUUCAAAAUCAACAUGGCAUUAUACAUAUAUUAAAUAAUUGUAAGAAUAUAUUAAAUGCAUAUAUAAUUAAAAAUAAUGAUGAGUUUGAUUUAAAUGAAGAACUUGUAUGUUGGAAUGCCGAUUUAAUAUAUCAUCAUAUGUGUAAUAUUUCUUCUGUUGUAUUAAAUUAUUUUUUUAUUCUAUAUACAUAUCUACAAAGUGUAGGAAAUAAAAAGGAAGAAGAAGAAAAAGAUAAUAUAGACAUUGAUUUUAAUAUAUUUAUGUAUUUAAUAAGAAAAAUAAAUGAUGUUUUAAAAUUUUAUAUGUAUUCAAAAUAUAUAAGUAAAAAAUAUUAUAAUAUAAAAAAGGAAGAUCCGUUUCAAAAUGAAAGAAAAGAUGAGGAAGAUUAUUAUUAUUUUAAUCAUAUGUUUAUAUUAAAAAAUAGACGUUUGAAAAAAAGAGUUUUUUUAUUAUCAUUAAAUAUUUUAAAGAGUAGGUGGUUUAUUAUAUUAUUCAAAUGUUUUAUAAAUAAAUAUUCAACUUAUAAAAAUGUGUUUGAAGAGUUUAUAUAUUUAUAUUUGUCUUUUUUACACAAUAAUAUUAAUACAUUUUUUCGUUUAAUAAAAAAAAAGACAAAAACUAAAUGGUUAGUUCAAAAAUUGUUGAUAAGUAUAAUGAUAGGUAUUGUUUUACAUGAUCAUAUACAAGAUGAUGAGGAAGUUUUUAAAAAAAAAGUAUGUUAUAUAAUAUUGUCUAUAUUGAAAAGAUUAGAUGAGGAUGAAAGAUUUAUUUUCUUUUACUUGAAACAAUAUAAACACUUAUUAAAUAAUGAAGAAUAUAUCAACAUUAUUGAUGAUAAUGAUGCUUUUUAUUAUUCUACUUGUUUUUGUUGUAAUGACAAAUGCCAACUUUUAAACUGCCAAGAAGAUAAUAGAAAUAUAAUACAAAAGAAUGAGAACAUUUUUUUUGAACAAUUUAUUUUAUAUUAUAUAUAUAAGAUAAGAAAUGAAAAACUAAAAAGAAAAAAAAACAGUAAGAAUUAUAUAUAUGAUGGGCACAAAAUGGAGGAACAUGUUUUUUGUAGUAGUAAUAUACCUCUCUUAAUUAAUAUAAUUAUAAAUAAAAAAAAUAUAAAUGAUAAAAUAAAAAUAUUAUUAAAUAAAUUAUGUAACUUAUAUAUUAGAAAAUGUUAUAAUAAUAACUAUAUUAUGAAUAAAGAUAUAAUAAAAAAAAUUAUUAUGGAAAGAUUAAGUGAUAAGAAUAAUGAUAUAUUAUCUUUUUUUAGAAAAAAAAUUAAAGAUGAUUAUAUAUAUUUAUUAGAACAUAAAGAUAUUGAAAAUGACAUGUAUGUAUUUUUUAUAUAUAAUUUUUUAAAUACGGUGGAUAUUAAAUAUUUGAACAAUGAAAAGGAAACAAUAAAUAAGGACAAUUAUUUUGUUAUUUUAUUUUUAUUAUAUUUAAUAGGAAAUAAAACAAAAAUUACUCCAUUAGAAAAUGAUAUUAAUGAUAUUAAUGAUAUUAAUUGUAUUAAUGAUAUUAAUUGUAUUAAUGAUAUAAGUUAUCUAUUACUAUUUAAAGAAUAUCAUAACAUAUGGUUGUUAUUAAACAAUAUAGAAUAUGAACAAAUAUAUUAUUUAAAAAAAGAAACAUUUAAAAAAUCGUUUGCUGAAAAAUGUUUGGAUUAUAUUAUAAGUGCAUAUAAAAACGCUGGACAAAAAAACAAAUUAAGUUUCUUACUAUUAGUAACAAUAAAUUUUAAGAAUAAAAUAUGUUUAUUUAUUGCAUUGUCUAUUUUGUUUUAUUUUGGAGAUAUAAUAAAUGAAAGAAAAGAAAUACGAAAGAGUCUGUUGAAAAAAUAUGAAGAUAUAUCUAUUAUAAGAAGAAUAUGUAAGGUUCUUUUUUUUUAUUUUUAUGGUUAUAUAUACAAAUAUGAUAAAUACAAAAAUUUCAAUAGUUAUCAAAUAAAUGUUGAGGAGAAUAAUAACUUAAACAAAUAUCCAAAUGAUGAAUAUAUUUUUAAAUCUUAUGAAAAUAUAACUCUUUUUUUAUUUAAAAGAUUGUUCAAAAGUUUUUUACGAUAUGAAGAAAUGAGUGAAAAUGUAAGUGAUAAAAAUAUAGAUACAUAUGAGGAGCAUAUAAAAGGUGUAGAAAAUAAUAAGGGUGAGAAAAAAUAUAUGAAAAAUUGUCAACAUAAUAAUAAUAAUAUUACAUCAUCAAAUAAUGAUAGUAGUAGUUGUAGUAAUAGCGACAAUGAUGAAGAUGGCAAUAAGCACUUAAAUAUUAUGAGAGGAUCUAAUACUGAUAUAAAUAAUUAUGUUGGAGAUUCAAACAAGAUAAAACAGAAUGGAAAUUAUAUAAAAAAAAUUUCUAAAAGAAGGAAUGAUUAUCACAUGUUAUUAUUAUUAUUAUUAAAUUUAUUGAACAAAAAGAUAGAGAAUAACAACCACCACAAUAACAACAACAACAAUAAUAAUAAUAAUAAUAAUAAUUGUUAUGAUAAUAAUUAUGUGGAUGAUCAAGAUGUAAAUAAUAGGGCAUAUAUGAAGAAAAUAGAAAAGUAUAUAUACCUACAUUGGAAGAAUAUAUUAUUAUUUAUUUCAUUUUUAAACAAUAAUGAAAUUAAACUAUCCAAUUUUUAUUAUGAAAAUGUGAUGAAAAAAUAUAUAUAUAUAUUUAUAGAUCAUGAUUUGAAUAUGGAAAAAGAAGAAAAUAAAAAAAGUCAUAUUAUUUAUAAAAACAAAAAAAGAUAUAUUUUAUUUUAUACUUACUUUUUAAUAUAUAAAUUUAUGAAAUUAAAAGGGUUAGAUUUUUUAUCUAUGAUUGAAACAUUUUUUAAAAAUGAGCUUAUUGAAGAAUUUAUAGUAUCUAUAUUGGAAGAAUAUGGAAUGAUGGAAAAUGAAGAAAAAAAACGAAAUGAAAAUUUUUUAAUUUUUUUAUUAAAAUUGAUAAAAAUAUUUUAUAGUGAGUGGUACAAUUUAUAUAAAGAUAAAUAUGUAAAACAAGAAAUUUAUUUAAAAGGAUUAAAUAUUAACAUAUUUAAUGCAUUGAAAAGAAUUUAUAGUUAUACUAUGACCAAUAUAAAUAUAUAUAUAAGAAAUAUAUUUUUUGUGGAUCUAUGUAAUUAUCUAAAUUUUAUUUCUUUAAACAAUAUAUUAGACAAUAAAUUAAUCGAUGAAGUAUUAAAAUUUAAAGAAUUUAAUGUUAAUUAUGAUAAUAAUUAUAACUGGUUGAAUAUGAACACAAGUAUGGUAAAUAAAACAUGUCUCUAUUUUAAUUUCAAUGAAAAUAUAUAUCAUAUGUUACAAAAUGGUGAUGAAACGAUAAAUAAUAAUAAUAAUAAUAAUGAUAGUAUUGAUAGUAUUGAUAAUAAUGAUAAUAUUGAUAAUAUUGAUAAUAUUGAUAUGAUUGAUAAUAUUGAUAAUAAUGAUAAUAUUAAUGAUUUAAAAAAUUGUGAAAAUGGUAAUUAUUUUUUCAAUAAUAAUUAUAAAAAUAAUAUGAACAAGUCAGGUGAAAACGAACAUUUUGCAAAUUCCCAAAUGGCUAGCUCAGUAGAGAAUGAUGAAAAAUAUGAAUAUAAUAACAUUAAAAAGGAUAAGGAAAUAUAUGGAAGACGUAGUAGUAGAAUAUGUUUAAAAAGUAGUGGUAGAUAUAUAUACAGUAUAUUAAAUCAGAAUAAUUUUAUAAGAAAAGAGGUAUUUUAUUUAGCUUAUAAAAAUAGGUUAAAUAAAAAUAUAUAUGAUUAUUUCUUUUUAUUGUGUGUAUUGGUAAGUAAAUUAUUUUUUGUAUUUAUAUUGAUGUCAGAAAAGAUUAGGGUAUUUUUUUAUCACUUUAGGCUUUUAUAUACGUAUCAAAAAGAAGAGAUAUUUUUAAAUUUUGAUUUGUUGAGGAUGCAAGAAAUUAAUCGAAAGAUAAAAAAUUAUAUUAAGAGAUAUCCUGAUAUACAUUUUUAUAUAGAUUAUGACAAUGAUGAGAAUGAAAAGGAGAAUAGGGCGAAUGGUAUGUAUGGAAAUUAUAUAAAUAAUGAUUAUAAUUACAUGGAUAAUUCAUAUGAGGAGAAUAAAAAAAUAAAAAACGGAUUAGAUACAAAGAACAAUUAUGAUAAUAGUAGUGUUAAUGUAUAUUUAAAUAAUAGUAAAAAGAUAAUAUCAUAUGAUGAAGAAAAAGAACACUUUCAUCAUUUAAAAAAAAAUCAGAACUAUGAUAUGAAUUGUAAAUUUUGUAUAAAAUUUAGGGAGAUACAUAAAAUUGGUAAUACACAAAGGAUAUUGAAUUUAUAUGACAAGGAAGAAAAGACAAAUAUAAAGAAUAUGAUUUAUUAUGGAAAGACUAUACGUACAAAUUUGUUUUUACAUAGUCCUUAUGAAUAUAAUAUAUAUAAAAAUUGUAAAACGUUUAUUAAUGAUGAAGAAUAUGAUAAUGAUGAUAUGCAUGGAUCAACAAAUGUAUUAAACAACGAGUAUGAUGAUAACAAUAAAAUGGAUGAUAACAAUAAAAUUGAUGGUGAUGGUAUUGAAGAAACGAAAAAUAUGAAUAGGAAGAAAAAAAAGAAAAAUGUGGAUAUAAAUAAAAUAAAUGGAUAUUGCUUAAUUGAUGAAGAUGAAUUAUUAUAUGGAAGGAAAUUAAAAGAAAAUCAUUUUACUAAGAGUUAUAAAAGAUUAUUAGAUAUAUAUUCUUUGAGUGAUGUGGAUUUUUUUGGUCAAUGGAUUAAAAUAUUUUCAAUGAACGGAUUGAAAUUAUUAAUAUUUUGCUUAAGUAGUAAUGAUUUAAUUGUUAGGACUAUAAGUUUGAAAGGAUUAUCUAUAUUUUUUCAGUUGAUUGAGAAUUCCUUUUUUCUUUAUAAAAUAAGAAAAAAGUUAUUAUCUUUCAAAAAGAGAAAUGAUAUAUAUAAAAAAGAUAAAGAUGAUAAUUAUUAUGUGAAUAAUAAUGGAAUAGGUGUUAUGAAUAAAUUAUAUGAAUCUAAAAAGAGUAUAAUGAAAAAAAGGAAAUUAAUAAUACCUUUUAAAGAAUUAUUUUAUUUAUAUUUUUUUAUGAAGAAAUUAAAAUAUUCAGUAGAUCCUUUAACAUAUUAUAUAAAUCCAAGUAUAUCAUCAUAUUGUUUUUUUUUCUUAAAUGAGGUAUAUAAAAAGCACAAUAUUGUGAAUACUUUGAAGAAUUUGAUUAGAAGUAAAACUUUUUCUUCUAUUUAUUUUUCUUAUUAUUAUUUAAAUAGUUUGUUUAAUAAUAAUUUUGAUUCAUUGGACAUUAUGAAUUUUUUUAUUAUGUCGAAUCAGGGGUUGCAUUCGACGUGUUAUAAUAGUAUAGGUUAUCUGGAAGGCGAUAUUAAAAAUGGUGAUAAUAAUAAUGAUAAUAAUGAUGAUAAUAAUGAUGAUAAUAAUGAUGAUAAUAAUGAUGAUAAUAAUGAUGAUAAUAAUGAUGAUAAUAAUGAUGAUAAUAACGAUGAUAAUAAUGAUGAUAAUUAUGAUAAUAAUAAUUACGAUAAUUACAAUGUAGAAGAAAGACAGUUUAAUAACACUAUUGAUAGAAGUUAUUAUGCUACUACAAAUUUUACUAAUAGGAUGAUGCUUGAAAAUUUUGAUGAUGAGAGGGAGGAUAACAACAACAACAACAACAACUACAACUACAACUACAACAAUAGGGACACAUAUGAUAAUAAUGAUGAUAAUAAUAUGAACUAUUCGUUUGAAAAGAAAGAUGAAUAUAAAGAAAAAUUAUAUCUUAUAAAAUAUAAUUAUAGAUGCACCAUAAAAAACAUUUACCAUAUAUUAAAUCGAAAUGAUGUUUUUCAAAUUUAUAUUUCCAUAUUUUUUAAUAAUUAUAUAAAUCAUAACUUGUUAAAGAGAUUUUUAAUAUUACUUAUAUAUUCAAGCAAUGUAAUAAAUAUGGUUGGUAUGUAUGUUGAUAAUGUAGAUGAGGAGAAUAAUCGUUGUGUGGAAGAUAAAGAUUAUAAAAAUAAUUUAGAUGAUAAACAAAAGAAAAAAAAAAAAAAAAAAGAGAAUGUAGAUAAUAAUAUAAUUUCAUAUAAUGUAGAAGAAAAAUUCAAUGUUAUAGAUUUUUACAUAAAAAAUAAUUUAAUGAUGAAAUUAAUUAUAAAAGAUAAUAUAUUUUUAUGGUUAGAUUUAAUUAUGAAUAAAAAACUUUUUUCAGAUGUGAUGUCAUUUCAUUAUCCUAAUUCUUUUGUAUUUCCUAUUAUAAAUUAUUAUGAUUUAUCAUAUGAGCAUGAGAAAUUAUAUAAAAGGAUGAUCAAAGAAAAUGUGAGAGGUGAAUAUAUGACUAAUGGAAGAUAUAUAAAAAAAUUAUAUAAUAAGAGAAUAUAUAAUAUGAAAUAUGUUGAAGAAAAUGAUAUAUGUUUAUAUGAAAAAGAAGAAAUUAUAAGAACAAAUAAUAGUGAUGAAAAUAAAAAAUGUAUUAUAGAUAAAAUAAAUGAGAAAACAUUACUUGACGAUAAUAAUACUGUUCAUAUGAAUAAAAUAAAGAACAAAAUGUAUAAGUAUUUAGAAAUUUUGAUUAAGAAGAAAUAUAUGAUGGGUUAUAGUUUUAAAGAAAGCUACAAUAAAACAUCUGAAAUAUUUUUUUGCAUAUCUUUAUUUGUAUACAAUGUGGUAUCAAAUAUAUUUUCUCCUGCUAUAGAUUAUUGUGAUAUAUUUCAUAAGAAUAUAUUAUUAGAUAAUGAAAAGAAAAUAUUGAAAGAAUUCAUUUUAAUAAAUGCACAUAAUAUAAUAACAUCAGACAAAAAAAUAAAAAACAACAUCAUCAUCAACAAUAAUGAUAAUAAUAAUAAUAAUGAUAAUAAUAAUGAUAAUAAUAAUAAUAGUGAUAAUAAUAACAAUAAUGAUAAUAAUAAUAAUAAUGAUAAGAUGGAAAAAAACUUACAUACUUAUGAGAUAUGGAAUCAUUGGUAUAAUAACUUUCAUAAAUUAUAUUCAUUUAAAAUAAGAUGUUUUUUAUUUAUUAAAAAAAAUGAAGAUGAAAAAAAGAAUAUAAAUGAACAUAUACUAAAAUCUAGUCAUAUGAAUAUAUAUGAUGACCUAAUACAAAUUAUAAGAAACUUAAUUAGGGCAUUAUAUUAUAUCUUUUUGAAUUUAUAUCAUAAGGAAUAUUUUUAUCUCUUUAUAUAUGAAGAAGAUAUAAAAAAAAAAGAAAAAAAAAAAAACAAUACAAUACAUGAUAUUCAUUAUAUAUAUGAUAAAUAUAAUUAUUAUGGUUCUUUAAAACAUAACAGUAUAGGUGAUAAAAUAAGACAUUGUAAAAUGUUUAUUAAAUAUAUAUAUCUUAUGUUUAAUAUUUUAUUUAAUAUAUGUUCUUGUAUAUAUGAUCAAGGAUUAAGAACGGAUGUGGUUUUUAAAAAUAUAAUAAGCACAAAAGUUAUAGUAAAAGAUAAUUUUAUGAACGAAAAGAUAAGUGUAAUAAUAAAUGAGAUUAUUAUUUUUUUUGAAAAUAUUGUAAUCUUAUAUAAUUAUUUAAAGUAUGUUAAUAAUUAUGUGUGUGUAAAAAAAAAUAAUUUUAAAUUUAGCGUCCCACAUGAAAAGAUAGAAAGAGAGAAGAAAAAAAAAAAUAAUAACAAAAAAAAUAAUAACAAAAAAAAUAAUAACAAAAAAAAUAAUAAUAAAAAAAAUAACAAAAAAAAUAAUAAAAAUAAUAAUAAAAGAAAUAAUAAAUAUAAUAAUAAUAUUGAUAAGAUGAAGAUAUUAGAAUAUGAUGAAGAACAGAAAACAAACAUAACAUAUGCGUUUAAAAGUUACAAUGUGAGAGAGAAGAAAGAUACAAUGUCAUCUAUUGAAUUAUUUCAUGUACGUGUUCAUCAUAAGUUAAUAGAACAAACGUGUAGAAAUUCUGCGAAUGGUUCGAAUUAUAAUUUAUAUAAGAGAAUUAUUAGGUGUGUGUUAUAUAUGUUACAUAAAAAGUGUUAUAAGAAUAGUAAAUAUUUUUAUUACGUCUUUAUAAAUAAAUUAAUAACAAUAUAUCAUUUUUUAAAUGAAGAUUAUAUGUCUUGUAAGGUGUAUUUAUAUAUAUAUGAACUAUAUAAUAUUAUAAAAAGAGAUAAAAUGGAAUCAUUAUUAAACCAGAUUCUUUAA
Plasmodium gaboni is the source of this 10468-nucleotide messenger RNA. Its product is annotated as putative membrane protein. NCBI's taxonomy places the organism in Eukaryota, Apicomplexa, Aconoidasida, Haemosporida, Plasmodiidae. The record is from RefSeq and is a predicted model, not a curated record. The annotation marks the transcript as partial. The transcript has a single exon.